Molecule: messenger RNA, 503 nt
Organism: Andrographis paniculata
Lineage: Eukaryota; Viridiplantae; Streptophyta; Magnoliopsida; Lamiales; Acanthaceae
Product: 60S ribosomal protein L37a
Exons: 5
Coding region: 107-385 (92 amino acids)
Biological process (GO): translation
Cellular component (GO): ribosome
Molecular function (GO): structural constituent of ribosome
Source: RefSeq, a predicted model, not a curated record
AUUCACGAAAAAUUGCAUUAACCCAAUUUCUUCCACAUAGCUAAUCUAGGGUUUUUGCCGUCGCUCAUUCGUGUCGCUGCUGCGGUUGCCCUGAAUCGUCUACGCUAUGGCCAAGAGAACCAAGAAGGUUGGAAUUGUGGGAAAGUACGGCACCCGGUAUGGUGCUAGUUUGAGGAAGCAAAUUAAGAAGAUGGAAGUUAGCCAGCACAGCAAAUUCUUUUGCGAGUUUUGCGGGAAGUAUGCUGUGAAGAGGAAGGCUGUCGGCAUUUGGGGAUGCAAGGAUUGCGGGAAGGUGAAGGCAGGCGGUGCAUACACAUUAAACACUGCGAGUGCUGUAACAGUGAGGAGCACCAUCCGAAGGUUGAGGGAGCAGACAGAGAGUUAAGCACAACGAACUCUUUGUUCAGCACAUUCAAUCCCGGUCACGUUUUUUAAUCCCUUCUAUUUACAUUGUGAACUUCCUUCGGCUUUUGAUUUACAUAAAUCUUGCUGUAUCUUCGAUA